Messenger RNA from Panthera uncia (snow leopard), 2835 nucleotides. It is a transcript of the gene CTTN, whose product is annotated as cortactin. Gene Ontology annotation, cellular component: lamellipodium; focal adhesion; site of polarized growth. The coding region runs from base 245 to 1759 and encodes 504 amino acids. Gene Ontology annotation, biological process: regulation of actin filament polymerization. Lineage: Eukaryota; Metazoa; Chordata; Mammalia; Carnivora; Felidae. Gene Ontology annotation, molecular function: actin filament binding. The transcript is spliced from 17 exons. The record is from RefSeq and is a predicted model, not a curated record.
GCCCCGCCUCCCCGCCGCGGAACCGGAAGCGGAGCCGGGCGCCGGGAGCAGCGGGCGCGGCGGGGCCGGGACCGAGCGGGCCCGGACGGACCCCAGGCGGCGACGGAAUCGCUCCAGAUGCCUGGAAUUUCCUCAUCGGAUCACUGCGUUUCAGACAGGGACCUGUGAGCAGCCUUUCACCUUGGGGCGGGAAGAAAGGUCUGUGCCUUGUCGCCAUUGUGUCCUCUCCCCUGGGGCCAGUGGGAUGUGGAAAGCUUCGGCGGGCCACGCCGUGACCAUCCCCCAGGACGACGGGGGCGCCGAUGACUGGGAGACCGACCCCGAUUUUGUGAACGACGUGAGUGAGAAGGAGCAGAGAUGGGGGGCCAAGACCGUGCAAGGGUCUGGGCACCAGGAGCACAUCAACAUACACAAAUUGAGAGAGAAUGUUUUUCAAGAACACCAGACCCUGAAGGAGAAGGAGCUUGAAACGGGACCAAAAGCCUCUCACGGUUACGGCGGGAAGUUCGGCGUGGAGCAGGACCGCAUGGACAAGUCAGCCGUCGGCCACGAGUAUCAGUCGAAGCUCUCCAAGCACUGCUCCCAGGUUGACUCCGUCCGGGGCUUUGGAGGCAAGUUUGGUGUCCAGGUGGACAGAGUUGACCAGUCUGCUGUGGGCUUUGAAUACCAGGGGAAAACGGAGAAACACGCCUCGCAGAAAGAUUACUCGAGUGGCUUUGGUGGCAAGUACGGUGUGCAGGCGGACCGCGUGGACAAGAGCGCCGUGGGCUUCGACUACCAGGGCAAGACGGAGAAGCACGAGUCGCAGAAAGAUUACUCCAGGGGCUUCGGGGGCAAGUACGGCAUCGACAAGGACAAGGUGGAUAAAAGUGCCGUCGGCUUCGAGUACCAAGGCAAGACGGAGAAGCACGAAUCCCAGAAAGACUAUGUGAAAGGGUUUGGAGGAAAGUUUGGCGUGCAGACGGACAGACAAGACAAAUGUGCUCUUGGCUGGGAUCACCAGGAGAAAUUGCAGCUGCACGAGUCCCAAAAAGACUAUUCCAAAGGAUUCGGCGGAAAAUACGGGGUGCAGAAGGAUCGGAUGGAUAAGAAUGCUUCCACCUUCGAGGAUGUCGCCCAGGGGGCCCCUGCUUAUCAGAAGACCAUCCCCGUCGAGGCAGCAAACAGCAGAACCAGCAACAUCAGAGCGAACUUUGAAAACCUGGCGAAGGAGAAGGAGCAGGAGGACAGGCGGAAGGCGGAAGCGGAGAGGGCACAGAGGAUGGCCAAGGAGAGACGGGAGCGGGAAGAGGCCCGGAGGCAGCUACGCGAGCAAGCCCAGGCCCAAGCCCAAAAGCAAACCCCCCCGGCGUCUCCCACCCCUCAGCCGGCUGAGGAGAGGCCGCCCUCAAGCCCCGUCUAUGAGGACGCGGUUUCGUUCAAGGCUGAGCCGCAGCCCACGUACAGCGUGGAGGCCGCCGACUACCGAGAGGCUGGUGGCCAGCAGGGCCUGGCCUACGCCCCGGACGCCGUCUACGAGGCCGCGGAGGCCCCGGGCCACUAUCAAGCAGAGGAGAACACCUACGACGAAUACGAAAACGACCUUGGGAUCACGGCUGUCGCCCUCUACGACUACCAGGCUGCGGGUGACGACGAGAUCUCCUUCGACCCCGACGACAUCAUCACCAACAUAGAGAUGAUCGAUGACGGCUGGUGGCGGGGGCUCUGUAAGGGCAGGUACGGGCUCUUCCCGGCCAACUACGUGGAGCUGCGGCAGUAGGCCCGCCGGCCCCGCGCCACGCGUCACUCCCGCCGUCCGUGGGUUUCCGGGGCCGGGAGGGCCGUGGACGUACCGCUUUUAUAUUUAAUAGUUCUGCUGAUGCUUUUGGAAAUGUUUAUGCCACAGAAUUUGCUAAUAUAUUGUAAUCACGUUCCUUAGGAGGACUUUGGUCAUUGAUUUUACGCAUUCGAGGUAUUUUCUUUCUUUUUCUUUUCCUUUUUUUUUUUUUUUUUUUUUUUUUUGCCAAAUCGUCACAUGGAGCCAUUUGGGGGACCGUUAGUUCUCCUGAGGGCGUGGUGUUGUCCUCGCCCCUCGGCGGCGGCGUUCGGGGCCCCUGACGGACGUGGUCGUGUGGGUGUCGGGUGGGGCUUGCCGUCCCAGGAGGAGGGAGGCCUGACGGGAGGUCAGGACCAAGGGGAGGGUAGAGGGCGGUGGCUGUGUCUCCAGAUGGGAGCACCCUGUGCUGGGAGGCCCCCGGGACUUGUUCCCCAGGCCCGGUCCCCCUCCCGCCUCCCUCCCCCGACUGCCGCCGCCCGCCAAGCAGUGUCCCCAGUGUGUUACCGGAGGGCCUCCCCUGGCCGCACGCGGCUCUGCGUCUGUUGCGUGAGAAAACGGCCACCACUGCGGGCAGGCAGGUGCCAUCUCUGCCGUAAACUGCCAGAAACGUUCUUCCUGUCGAGGCACCCCUGCGCUUUGUGCCCAAAUACCGUGUCAGGACGGUAGGAUGGGAUUGGCGGACUCGGCUAAGAAGUGGGGCGGAGAGGGACUUCUCCCGGCCAGGAUGUCCCCCGCGGGUGCUGCACGGGGGGCCAUCGCCCUCCUGGGGGCCUGGCGGCCGGGUCCGCGCCUGCCACGGUCACAGUGGUGUCUUCCCAGGUCUGUGGGGGGGCGGUCUCCGGAGUUCGAGAUGUUGGCGUCCGUUUCCUGGAGUGCAUUUCUGCAUAGUCCUUGCUUUACCACGGUUAGGUUGGGUUUUAUAUGCAAUUAUUGUAUCUAAGUUUCUGUAGCACACGUCCUAGGUAUGUUUUUUUUUUUUUUUUUUAAUUAAAUAUUCAAAAUAAACUUUUUUUGAUCCA